Messenger RNA from Cuscuta campestris, 778 nucleotides. Lineage: Eukaryota; Viridiplantae; Streptophyta; Magnoliopsida; Solanales; Convolvulaceae. The record is from the annotation of a GenBank genome assembly.
GAGCGGGAGUCGGUUCCAGAGACUCAACCGGAACCAUCCGGCACCAAAAAAAGUGCACGCUGGAAAAGCCACAAAGCGAAAGGCACUUAAGCGAUGACUGAGGCGGCACGGUCAAUCCAAAAGCGGAUGCCGGUGGAAGAGUGCUUGUUGGCGUCGACUUGGGUUGACGUCUCCGAGCAUCUUAUCGUUGGUUCGGAGCAAACGAAGGAUGCAAUGUGGGAUCGUAUCGAGGAGAAGUUCUUUACGGCGAUGAACAAGGACGCCUCGUACCGUACCCGGGACCAAGUCACUUCCAAAUGGGGCCACAUCAACCGUAAAGUCCGAAAGUUUAUCGGAGUUUACGAGGAAUGCACUCAGUCCCAGAGGAGCAGGACGAACGACGCCGAUGUUCUCUGGCUUGCCACGACCCGAUAUCAAGAUGACAGGCACCAAGGCAAGGUGCCCAUGGAAACAACUCAACAAUCCCAAUGCCGGAUCCUCGAAGAAAAGAUCCUCCGUCGAGGUUGAGGUCGAUGACACUAUUGGUUCAUCCGAACAAAGACUUCCCUUCAACGUUGACGAUUCUAAUGACGAGGACCCCAUUCUACGGCCGAUCGAAAGAAAGAAGAGAAAAUCCAUUGCCUCGGGGUUUGGAGGUCCGGCUCUCUUUCCAUUUCUUCUCACGACGAUAUCGGUCGGGCAAUGGUUGAACAACUUCGGAUGUUCAAUAUUCGAGAAGAAGAGAGGGCGAGAAGAAAGCAAGAGAAGGAAGAGAUCGAAAUAAUGGAAAAAGACCUUG